AUGCCCGAACGUUGGGUGCUCCCGCUUUUCGUAGUAACAAUGCUCAGUUCAGUGCAUCGGUGCAAUGUGGUCGUCUUCUUUUGCGUGGUCGAAAAAAUAGCUUCUCCAGAAAGUCGCAUCGUGGGGAAUGUGCGAGUCAAUGUUACAGAGUCCGACCUACCGUACGUCUGCUCCUUGCGCCUUCAAACCGUGCAUCGUUGCUGUGCGACCAUAUUGAAUCCGAACUGGUUGUUAACUUCCGGUCAUUGUAUUACCGAUCUUCCCGUCGAUGCAAUCUCUAUCGUUUGCGGUAUCCACAUGUACCGCUUCGUGUCGCAGAUUGUGCCCCAUCCAAACUUUGACGCAAACAAGUGGACAGGGCACGAUCUAGCGCUGCAUAGGAUGCGGAAUGCACUAAACUUUACAAGCAACGUGCAGCCGAUUCCGUUGCACGAUGGGGCGGAACUUCCUGUGGACGGAACAUCCGGGAAAGUAACCAUCGUUGGCUAUGACCGAUUCCGGUUCGAGGAUGAGAGUGGAUCGAAUUGGUGGAAUCCCAUGCUUCAGAUGGCAGAUGUGCCGAUACUAUCAUCCUGCGAAUGUCAGCAGCGUCUAGGACCAAUGCUGUCCACUUAUCUGACAGACGUAAACAUCUGUACUGAUAACGUUGCGUCAACUUUACCGGCGAUAGACGGAACGUCAACGUGUCUCGGUGAUUCUGGUGCGCCGGUAAUGAUUGCAACCGAACUUCAACCCUACAAUUUGUUGGCCAUUCCCUCCUGGACGGUAGCACCCUGUGGGACGGGACCAUCAGUGCAUGUUCGCGUUGCGCCGCAUCUCGAUUGGAUUUUAACCACUAUCGGUGUCAAUUAA
Molecule: messenger RNA, 852 nt
Organism: Anopheles maculipalpis
Lineage: Eukaryota; Metazoa; Arthropoda; Insecta; Diptera; Culicidae
Product: trypsin-3-like
Exons: 4
Coding region: 1-852 (283 amino acids)
Biological process (GO): proteolysis
Molecular function (GO): serine-type endopeptidase activity
Source: RefSeq, a predicted model, not a curated record